AUGGCUAAAUAUUGCCAUAAGGCGUCCCCACUCACAGCUAGAGCCUCGGGGAGGUGUAGCCCUACCUGGAAGAGGCUUUUGAAGGCUCGGGCGCAGGCACAACCGCACAUUCGAUGGGUGGUGGGAGAAGGAAAGAUUUUAUUUUGGGAUGAUUUAUGGCUUGGAGAGGUUCCUUUGAGGGAACUUAGUCUCGAUGAUAGGGGAGGCCCUCUUGUUCAUGUUGCUGACUACAUUAUAGAUGGAUCUUGGAAUGAAGCCAAGCUGCGGAUUCUCCAAGCGCAAGCCUGCCUUGCACAACACAUCGUCCGGGAGAUUCUUGACACGCCAAUCAUUUCGGAGGGGCCGGAUGUUCCGAGAUGGAGGUUAUCACAUAAUGGGGAGUUCUCGCUAGCUACAACAUGGGAGACCUUUCGAACCGAAAGGCCGAUCGUCCAGGGCCUCGAUGACAUUUGGAAAGCGGGUCUCAGGUCCUCUAUUGCUAUCUUUGUAUGGAGACUCCUGUCCAACCGCAUCCCGGUGGAUACAAAGCUGCAGUGGAGAAGAAUGGAAUUGGCGUCCAAAUGCCAAUGCUGCCCACAUAGACCGGGGAUCAAAUCCCUCCAACAUCUCUUCAUACAAGGGGAUGGAGAACGCGGGGUAUGGAGGGAGUUUGACUCCUGGUUUGAGGGAUCUUCACCACCCCUCCGGAUCAAUGGCACUAUCAAAGAAAGGCUUGAAGUCUGGGCACGGAGAAUCCAGCAACCCGGCAAGGAACACCUCAGUCGGGUCAUGCCGUAUCUUAUAUUAUGGUUCAUUUGGGCGGAACGGAAUAGGAGCCGCCAUCAAUCGGCGCAAUUUAAGCCAUUCAAUGUGGUUUGGCAAGUACAAGUCUUCAUCAGAAAUAGUAUGGCCAACGGAAUCUACAAGAUGAAGCAUUGGAAAGGAGUUCGCCUCAAAAUCACUAUCCCAAGCCAUGCCGAGCCAAGGAGAACUAGGCCUCUCGCAUUGGCAAUCAAAUGGUACCCGCCGGAUGAUCCCUGGAUCAAGCUCAACACCGACGGUGCAUACAUGGAAGCGUCGGAUAAAGCCGGGGGGAGGAGGAAUUAUCCGAGAUCACAAGGGCAAAAUGCUUACAGCAUUUGCCUCCCCGCUUGCGGCUCACUCGGCCCUUGA
Salvia splendens (bonfire salvia) is the source of this 1152-nucleotide messenger RNA. RefSeq lists its product as uncharacterized. Bases 1 to 1152 code for a protein of 383 amino acids. The transcript has a single exon. Lineage: Eukaryota; Viridiplantae; Streptophyta; Magnoliopsida; Lamiales; Lamiaceae. The record is from RefSeq and is a predicted model, not a curated record.